CCUUCAGCACCGGUCAUUGGUCCGCUCGUCCACAGCCUCAGUCUGCUCCUGCUUGUCGGUCGGCUCACUCCCGGCUGAUUUCUCGCGGUCCUUCUGUGCUCUCGGCCGCCUUUCGAAAUGUCGUUGAAAGUCGUCAAAGUCGAGACCAAAGUGUACGAUGGCCAGAAGCCCGGUACCAGCGGCCUGCGGAAGGCUGUCAAGGUGUUCCAGCAGGUGCACUACACGGAGAACUUUGUCCAGUGCAUCCUGAGUGCCCUGGGGAAGGAUUGUGCCGGCAGCACCCUGGUCGUCGGGGGUGACGGUCGUUACUUUGGAAAGGACGCCGUUGACAAGAUCAUUAAGAUUGCAGCUGGCAACGGGGUGUCCAAAUUGUUGAUUGGUCAGAAUGGCAUCCUCUCCACUCCUGCAGUGUCAUGUUUGAUUCGCAAGUACAAAACUACCGGUGGUAUUGUUCUGACAGCUAGCCACAACCCUGGUGGCCCAGACAAUGACUUCGGAAUUAAAUUCAACUGUUCCAAUGGCGGCCCUGCUCCUGAUGCUGUCACUGAUGAAAUCUUCGCUCUUACCAAAAAAAUCACUACUUAUUCCACUGUUCCCGACCUGAAGUGUGCUAUUGAUAAAAUUGGUGUUCAAACAUUUGAGGUUGAGGGGAAAACUUUCACUGUAGAGAUCAUUGACUCAGUGUCUGAUUACCUUGAACUUAUGAAAGAAAUCUUUGAUUUUGGUGCUUUAAAGAAGCUACUUCAAGGAGGUUUCAAGGUUCUUAUUGACUCAAUGAAUGGAGUUACUGGUCCCUAUGUCCAAAGAAUAUUUGUUCAAGAAUUGGGUGCACCUGCUGAUAAUACAGUUCGCACAACACCCCUCGAAGAUUUUGGAGGCCACCACCCAGACCCCAAUCUCACUUACGCAGCUGAUCUCGUGAAAUCUGUUGCCAGUGGAACCUAUGACUUUGGUGCAGCCUUUGAUGGUGAUGGAGACAGGAACAUGAUCUUGGGUCGCAAAGCAUUCUUUGUUACUCCCUCAGAUUCUCUUGCUGUCCUAGCAGCCCAUUUGGAUUGCAUUCCCUAUUUCAAGAAGACUGGAGUGAAGGGCUACGCUCGUAGUAUGCCAACAGGAGCAGCAGUUGAUCGUGUGGCUGCAGCUACAAAGAAAGAAUUCUUUGAAGUUCCGACUGGUUGGAAAUAUUUUGGAAAUUUGAUGGAUGCUGGUCGUCUUUCUCUUUGUGGCGAGGAAAGUUUCGGUACAGGAUCUGAUCACAUCAGAGAAAAAGAUGGAAUCUGGGCAGCUUUGGCAUGGCUGUCAGUCAUUGCUCACACCGGCAAAUCAGUGGAAGAUACCUUAAUGGCACACUGGGCUGUCUAUGGCAGAAACUUUUUCACAAGGUAUGACUAUGAAAACUGUGCCGCUGAUCCCUGCAAUGAAAUGAUUAAGAAAUUAGAAGAACUAGUUGCUUCCCCCACAUUCCCAGGCACUAAAUACAGCAAUGGUGGGAAAACCUAUGUUGUGAAAGCUGGAGAUAACUAUUCCUACGUUGACCCAAUUGACAAAAGUGCUGCUUCCAAGCAGGGGAUUCGAGUCUUGUUUGAGGAUGGGUCUCGCCUCAUAUUCCGUCUUAGUGGAACUGGCAGCUCUGGUGCGACUGUCCGUAUGUAUGUGGAUAGCUAUGAGUCUGACAAAAGCAAACACUCUGCUGAUGCUCAGGAUAUUUUGAAGCCUUUGGUGGAGAUUGCUCUAGAAUUGUCGAAGCUUAAGGAGUUCACAGGUCGCCAGGAGCCUACAGUGAUCACCUAAACUGGUCUCAAAUAAUUCGCUCAUUCAUCGCCAAAUUAAUUUUUUAAAUGCAUAUUUGUGUUGUGAAUUUAAGGUUUUGUUCUUUUUGAGUAGUCAUGUGUCACUUAAUGAAAUCUAUGAAGUUUUAUCAAAUUUUUCUGCUCUCAAAAAGGCAACCAUUGUUCUUCCACAUUGAAAUCUAUACUGUUUAAGGCAACAAUUUUGUAAAAGUAGGUAAUGUAGGGAAUUCUAUUAAAUUUUUAAGUCAUAUCAGAUCAUCUUUAGAGUAGAGUCAUUUUGAAAACUAUGUAAAAUUUUAUUUUAAUAUUGUUAAUUUAGUUUAUCUUUUGCUGCAACCUUUUCUUCAGUAUAGGUAAACCUACAAAGCUAAUUUUCAGUCUUCCUGUCACAUUAUUAUUGGCUGAGCGAUUAGCGAAGCCUAUUACUCCAGUGAUGAUCAAAAAGUUUCGCGUCUGUCUGUCUGUGUGUGUGUGUGUCUGUUUGUCUGUCAUCACGAUAACUCGAAAACGAAUUGAGUUAGCGACCUGGGAUUUUCAGGGUCGUUUUGUGUCAUAAAAAGACAGAUCAAGUUCGAAGAAGAGCAUUCUAGCACAAAAAUUGAAUUUAAAAAAAAUCAAAAACCACAGGUCCUCAAAAUGACAUUUUUAAAAAUAUUUUUUUUAAUGUUUUCUAAGGGGUAACUCAUCAAAGUAGAGCCCUUCGGGCGAAAAUUUCGGCCGUUUGGCUCUAUCUCUAACCGUUAAGGCCCCAGAGGGAGUUUUCUUCACGAAAAUGACCGCAAAACAUUUCUAUGUUUUCUCUUACAUAUUUGUUGGUCUCCGGUAGGGUAACUCGUAAAAAUAAAACCCCGAAGAACAAAAUUUGUGACUUUUGGGGCCGAGUGCCUACUUACGACUUUGGCCCGACUCGGGUGUCAGCGCCGCAGGCCUAGGUAGAUGUAUGCCAGGCGCGUCGCAGCGUAACAGUGUUUCGUGAGAUAUCGCGAAGCCUGUUACGCGAGACGUGGUCUGGCGUACAUCUACCUAGUUUUUUAAUGCGAUUUUUAAUUCAUUAUUGUAUGAGAUAAUUUGGACGUGUGUAAACAGUUGCAAAAACCGUCACUCAUAUUCUGCUUUUAAGGUAUAAAAUUGCUCAAGUCUCUUAAAAUAUUGUGGUGUGAAAUUACUUUUCAUACUUCAGUGUCUAGUCAUAGAUUUCUAAUUUGCUGGUCUUUUUUUUCUUUUUAAAGUGUCUUGGGUUGUAGCCACCUGUUUUUGCUUUGUUCUAUUUUCAACUUUGUGAUUGUAAUAAAAUGUACAAGAAUUCAAGGUAAAACAUUGUUAAGUUAUACCUGUAACAUAUAUCCAUGUUUACUAAACGUUUUAUAUCUUACUACAGCCUGUCAUGGCACUCCAUCCAAACAGUGCCAUUAAUUAUGAUUUUAAGACAAAUAACACAAGAAGUACCUAAAUUCCAAAGAAUGUAAAAUUGUAUGCUCUGAAAGACAAUUAUGGAUAAGUAUAGAAAUAUCUGUCAAUACAACUUUUCUCUGUAAUUUUCCACAACCUUACUCAGUACAGAGCUUGCUUUGACAGUAAAUUUCAUGUUCCUAGCUCAUACCUAUUGCUUUAAAAGAAAGUGAUGCAGCUCUCCAGUACCUUUUGCUCACCUCUACCGAAUUUCACCUCGAAGACCACAAAAUUAUCAGAUGGUGGUAUUAUUUGUUUUAUUUGCUGUGUAAAUGAGUGCUUGAAAUGUUAAAUUGUAGGUGUAUAUUAAAUGUAUAUAUUUUAAAUUCCACCUUGCCAAAGACUUAUAAUUUUUAAGGGCGAGAGAAAGAUAUUGUUUGACAUUAGGUAGUUAGAGGAAAUGUGUCACAAACUUGAUGCUAAGCUGUCUAAAGCUUGUUAUAAUAGCAAUUUCAAGUGAGAAAGUGCAAGGAAGAGGUCCACUUCAAGGAAAUGAGGAAAUUACAUUGAUUGAAUGCGCCGAUCUCUAAAUUAUUGUGCCUUAUUUCUAUGUUCUUCUUCUGGUAUUUUUUAAACCAACCAAAAUGCAUGCAGUCAGCACCCAGAUUUAUUCUUGUUUCUCAAACAAUUCUGUUGUAUCAAAACUUAUAUCUGCCCAGAUCAGAUAAUUAUUUAUUUAAAAGAAAAAAUAAUGAUGUGUAAAUACUGUUUUGUAUUUUUAAUCCAGUUUGGACAAGAUGUAUUUGUUUUUGUAGUUUUUGUUAGAAAUUGUCAGGUUGAAAGCUUAGAAGUCAGUGAAGGUUUGUGAAUAACUGAAUAACUUGCAAAUCAUCCUUAUCUGCUUCCAAGCUGGACUGAUAAACUGCUUCAUAUCCCUCUGAUGACUACAUGUAAUUAGUUGCACCCAAAUUUUGCACUUUAGCAUAAUCAUCAGGGGGAGACAGAGCAGGAAGUAGGUGUAAAUAUCGGAGGAACUAGGGGACCUGAUUAAUUUUGUCUGAUCCUUUGUCUUGGGGGCUAGUAAGCCUCUUGGUUACUUGGGAAGACAGCCAGAGACCAGCAACGACUGCCUGAAUGCAUGCUAGACUAAGCACAGGAUAGCCAGUGUGCCUUCUGCACUAAUGCAUCCAAUGUGACUAGCUAGCACGCUAUGUAAAGUAGAGAGAAUAUUUUUAUAUAAAUAUGCAGAGUAUGAGUGGAAAUUUUUAUUUGGCUUAGCUUUCUGAUCGUUUAUUCCUCAUGCAUCAGAGAUAACAAAUAAUUGUGUAGGUGCAUAUUUCUUUUUAUUUGAAAAAGAGAGAACUUGGUAGCUAUUGAUUUGUGUUCGUGUGAUUAAGUUAAGUUCCAAAAAUUACCCUGAGAGCUGCAUACUAUUUUAGAGUAAACAAUCGGUAAAUUUAAAAAGCAAAUGAAAGCAAUGGGCUGCGAGUGGAUCUUGUCAAAGCAAGCAUAGGAAUAUGAAUCUUUUUUUUAAGAACAAGAAAUACUGUAAUUGGGCAAUUCAUGAGGCCUUAUGGCUUCUCACUUUCUAGUUACAUUGUAGUAUGAGAUAUUAAAAAAACAUAAUAUAACAAUAAUCUUGAA
Frankliniella occidentalis (western flower thrips) is the source of this 4823-nucleotide messenger RNA. It is a transcript of the gene Pgm1, whose product is annotated as phosphoglucomutase. Gene Ontology annotation, biological process: carbohydrate metabolic process. The record is from RefSeq and is a predicted model, not a curated record. The coding region runs from base 118 to 1791 and encodes 557 amino acids. Gene Ontology annotation, molecular function: phosphoglucomutase activity; magnesium ion binding. The transcript has 11 exons. Lineage: Eukaryota; Metazoa; Arthropoda; Insecta; Thysanoptera; Thripidae. Gene Ontology annotation, cellular component: cytosol.